This is a messenger RNA of Hansenula anomala, 1965 nucleotides long. It is a transcript of the gene PET127, whose product is annotated as Pet127p. The transcript is spliced from 2 exons. Gene Ontology annotation, biological process: mitochondrial RNA 5'-end processing. Gene Ontology annotation, cellular component: mitochondrion; mitochondrial envelope. The coding region runs from base 1 to 1965 and encodes 654 amino acids. Lineage: Eukaryota; Fungi; Ascomycota; Saccharomycetes; Phaffomycetales; Wickerhamomycetaceae. The record is from RefSeq and is a predicted model, not a curated record.
AUGAAAUUGAACCCAGGUGAACGUAAAAGAAAAUUUCUUGAAACUCAUAAGCCAAAUUAUAAACUUGGAAGACUGACUAAAAAGACAAGGAUACCACUGUUGAAAGCUUUAGAAGACGACCUAUUGAGUGCAAAGAUUGGUUUUCAUAAACCAAGGAGUCGUGUUCCACCAUCACUUGGAAAGGGAUCUUCAUCACCAUCCAUAUCAGCUUCAACUCCACCACCAGUAUAUCAAUAUUUUCGUUCACCAGAACAUGUAUUAGCUUUUCAAAAUUUGACAACCCAAGUAGUUGAAGGUUCACUUGAUACAACCCCAACUUAUGAACCAAUAAAAGUGGAACAAACAAGUGAAGUACCCACUUUAAAACAUGAUUUAUCAAGAGUAUUAUUUUCACCAGGUGUUCAUUUUUUACAAGAUCCAAGAACAAAAGUUUUCAAUUUUGAUCCAUAUUUGAAAAAUAUUUUACCUGUUAAUGAAUUUGAUUUCCAACAUAUUACUCAAUAUGUUGCAUCUGAAAAAGAUAAAACCAUGUUGAAAGUUUCCAAAUUAAUCAAUACAAGAUAUUAUAGUUCCACAUCUUCAAUGACUGGUAUUUUAUCACAUCUCCAUUAUCUUUUAUCAAAUUUCAGACCAGUUAAUUUAAAAGAUUUAUCAAGAAAUGUUCGUUAUUCUCAUGUUGGUUUCAGUAGAGGUGCAAAAUUACCAGGUAAUGUUAUUGUUCGUAAAAUGGAACAAAGUGAUGGCGAAACUCGUUAUGCUAUUGAUUCUGAUAAAUAUGCAGAUAAAGAAAUGAUUUUAUCAAGGUUAGGUCACUCUUUAGAAAGAUUAUUAACAAAUGAAUCUGAAAUUUUCGAUAAAUAUAAAUUAUCAAAUAAAAGUGAAGAAAAUUCCAAAGCACAAUUAGAAAUGGAGAAAAAUUCAAAUGCUUAUCAUUAUGCCAAGAUGGAUAAAUUUUUAAUGAGAUCUCAAUUAGAUUGUAAAGAUGAAAGAUUACCAGGUACUGGAACAUUUGAUUUGAAAAGUAGAGCAGUUUGUGCUAUAAGACAUGAUGUUGCAUUUCAUGAAGAGGAAACUACUGGUUAUGAAUUAUUGAAAACAGUUGGAGAAUAUGAAUCAUUUGAAAAAGAAAUGUCGGAAUUAGCUAGAUCAACAUUAUUAAAAUAUUCAUUACAAGCAAGAAUUGGUAAUAUGGAUGGUAUUUUCCUUGCUUUCCAUAAUAUUGCCAAAAUGUUUGGAUUUCAAUAUUUACCCUCAAGUGAAAUGGAUAAAAUGAUUCAUUCAUUUGAUAAAUUAUCUUCAAAAUUUGCACAAGAUGAAUUUACAAUUUCCAUGAAAUUUUAUGAAAAGAUUUUAGAUGUUAUAACUAAUGAUUAUUUACCAAACACCUCAUUUAGAUUAGUUGUUAAGGCAGUCCCUCAAACAAUCAACGAAACCUGUUUAAUUGUUAUUGCACAUCCUGUUACUGAUAAAGAAAUUGAUGAAAUUCAAACUGCUGGUAUGAAAUAUUCAGAGGCAAUCACUGAGACUGCUGGUAUUAUUGAGAAUGAUGAAUCAAUUGAUGAGGAGACGAAAACUCAAAAGAAUAAGGAUAAAGAACGAGUUUCAAAACACGUUGAUAAAUUAAGAGAUUUGAAUGAUAAAGUUUACAAAAAUGCUCAUGGAUUUUCAAUUUGGAUAGAUCAAAAGAUAAACGAAAAAAGAAUACUUACAAGACAUCCAACAUAUCAAUCAUUAAAUGAUGAUUGGAAUGUUGAUUUCAAGAUUGAAAAAUUAAAUGAUGAUGAAACUAGAGAGAAUUAUUUGAAUUUUAUGGAUGAGAAAUGUAAAUUAUUAUUAGAACAUGGAUAUUCAAAAGAUGAUGGUGAACUUACAAAUUAUGUUAAAUUAUUAAGAGCUUUUAGCGAAAGGGGUAAAAAACGGGCAUUGGAAGAAGACAAUGAUAAAAUCAUUUGGAAUAAAGAUUAA